GUCUUUUCUUGCAGCCUUUAACGACUUAAAUCAGGAUGUACAUGUCGGUAUUAAUGUAAGGAAUUACGGAGCCAAAUGUAUUUUUCUCUCUCCAGCACUGAGGUGAAUGUUCAUUUCUCAACAUUGGUCUUCCACUUUUUUAUGAAAAGAAUGUUGGCUUCAAGAGCUCUGAGCCUGAUCACCAAGUGUGGGAUUUCUACUUCUGUUUGUAUCCAAGCCCGUGGACAUAGUGUAGCAAAGAUUGGAGCAUGUUCACUUUCACCUUACUAUGAUCGUAAAUGUGAACCACUUACUGCUGUUGACUUUGUGGAACAACUGUCCAGAGAGCAAAAGUCCCUGAAGGAGAAGGAGAAAAGUUCUUGGGUUUCUCUUUCCACUGAUGAGAAGCUGAAGUUAUAUCGCAUUCGCUUUCACCAAAGCUUUGUGGAAAUAGACGAGGGAUCAAAUGAAUGGAAAUCUGUUAUUGGUGGAACUUUAUUCCUGUUAGGUUUAACUGGACUGUAUUUUGCCUGGCAGAGAGUGUAUGAAAGGCUGCAAUAUCAACAUCAUCAAGGAUCACAACCACACCAGUAACAAUCUCCUACAACUUCUUCCGUCAAGCAGAAGAUACAGAAGCUUGAGCACAUGCACCAACAGGUUCAGGACCAGUUUCUUCCCUGCUGUUAUUAGAUUGAUGAAUGGACUCUCUAAUUUCAAAUAAUGUUGAGCUUGUUAAUAUUGCUUCUCCUAUGCAUCUCCUAUGCAUUGUUGCCUGUAUGCGUCACUCUUUCUAAACACCCUAUGAUCUCUAUGCCCCUGCUUACAUUGAUCUGCCUGUAGCGCUUGCAAACAAAGCUUUUCACUGUACUAACGCAAACAUAGAGUCCUAGAGAUGUACAGCGUGGAAACAGACCCUU
Messenger RNA from Chiloscyllium plagiosum (whitespotted bambooshark), 896 nucleotides. The record is from RefSeq and is a predicted model, not a curated record. NCBI's taxonomy places the organism in Eukaryota, Metazoa, Chordata, Chondrichthyes, Orectolobiformes, Hemiscylliidae.